AUGGCAUUAGCUUUCAGUUUACUUGCAGAGCAUCCUGCAGCUUUAAAAGAGUUGACUGCUGAGAAUGAGGCACUUCUCAAAAACAGAGAAAAUCCAAAUUCCUCACUCACAUGGGACGAAUAUAAAUUGAUGACUUUCACUCGUCAGGUUGUCAAUGAAACUCUUAAACUGGGAAAUGUUGCACCUGCAUUGCUACGCAGAGCUUUGAAAGAUAUCCCAGUAAAUGGAUUUACAAUUCCAGCAGGUUGGACGAUUAUGGCUCUCACCUCUGCACUUCUACUAAGUCCCAACACAUUCAUGGAUCCCCUCGAGUUCAAUCCGUGGCGUUGGAAGGACCUUGACUCCCUUGUUGUAUCGAAGAACUUCAUGCCAUUUGGUCGAGGAUCGAGACAAUGCGCAGGGGCAGAGUAUAGUAGGCUGUUCUUGGCCACCGUUCUCCAUGUCUUGGUCACCAAAUAUAGCUGGAAAACGAUGACGCAUUGCUCGGAAGAAUAUGUUAGGAUUUGGGGCAAGCAUUCACAUUAA
Molecule: messenger RNA, 525 nt
Organism: Prunus armeniaca (apricot)
Lineage: Eukaryota; Viridiplantae; Streptophyta; Magnoliopsida; Rosales; Rosaceae
Source: the annotation of a GenBank genome assembly